Molecule: messenger RNA, 2038 nt
Organism: Somion occarium
Lineage: Eukaryota; Fungi; Basidiomycota; Agaricomycetes; Polyporales; Cerrenaceae
Source: the annotation of a GenBank genome assembly
GGAAGUUUUGUAAGACUCACUCACAUGCAGAACUUUGUAGAAAACAUCUUUUCCACUUCCUACUUCUUCGAAUGGUGGGAUAUCCGACACCCGCUGGAGGGGCUUCCCUGAUACUCUCUUUCCGUCUUCAUCGAAGAACUGUCCUCAUCAUUGGCUCAAAUGCUUUAGCUGCAUCGCGCGCUUUCGCCGCUUUGGACGCAGAUUCGUCGGUGGUUGUUAUUGCUAGAGGUGGGAUACAUGCGGCAUGCGACGAAUUGAAAUGGAGGGCACAGAACGGACAACUGACCGUUGUUGACUGGGGUUCCCUUCCUGGCCCACCAUCAACUUCCUCCAAUCACGACGCGGAAUUGCUAAAUGUAUAUCUGGCGGGUACUGCUGGUAUCGCGCUGGUAUGCGUAACAGACACUAUUCUUGGAGCUGACAUUUCCCAGAGAAGAAGCAAGGAUUCUGCACAGAGGAUCGCUCGCGUUUGUAGAGACCGUAAUAUUCCAGUCAAUGUCAUCGAUCGUCCGGAGCUCUGCGAUUUCUCCUUUACAUCCAUGCAUAGGUUUCAUGACGACAGCUCGGACACACCCAGUCCCUUACAAAUUGGAGUUACGACGAACGGGCAGGGUUGUCGCUUGGCUGGUCGGGUUCGCAGGGAGAUCGUAUCAAAAUUGCACAAGGAUGUAGGUCGUGCUGCUUUGAAAAUAGGGAAGUUGAGGAAAUUAGCAAGGGCAGAUGUAAUAUCAGAAGAGGACACACCUGAACUGACCGUGGUCGAGGAAGAUGCGGAGCCAACUCCCAAUACGCCCGUCCCUCAGCGGGCUGUGCAAGAAUCCUCUACAGACGCCGCACGACGACGUAUGAAAUGGGUUGCGCAAGUUAGCGAAUACUGGCCUAUCCCGCGGCUUGCUGAAAUGACAGAGCAAGAGUUGGCUGACAUAUUAGAUGGUCAAGGGCGUUUACCUGCUGUUCGUCCAGACGGGCAAGACACCACCCACUCAUCACCUCACAGUCAACCCGGGGACAGUGAAGCGGCUUCGCUGCAUGCAUUACCCCUCUCUGCAGUUGCGCCACCAGGAAGAAUCUUCUUGGUUGGCUCUGGUCCAGGACAUCCGUCAUUGCUCACCCUCGCCACACAUGCAGCACUCACUCGCCAUGCUGAACUCGUUCUGUCCGAUAAAUUAGUACCUGCAGCUGUACUUGGCUUGAUUCCAAAGCAUGUGGAAGUUCGCAUCGCGCGCAAGUUCCCAGGCAACGCUGACGGUGCCCAGAUGGAGCUCAUGGAAGCUGCAGUCGAAGCGGCUAAUCGAGGCCUUACAGUUGUCAGAUUAAAGCAAGGCGACCCAACAGUUUACGGUCGAGCGGGAGAAGAGGUGUUAUAUUUUAGGGCUCACGGUUACGAGCCAAUUGUUGUUCCUGGCGUGACCUCCGCCCUCGCUGGUCCUACCUUCGCUGGUAUCCCGGUAACGCAACGCGGGGCCGCGGAGUCAUUCAUUGUCUGUACAGGAGUUGGACGACAAGGAAAAGAAGUCAAGCUACCGGGAUACCAGAGGAGCCGCACACUGGUUAUGUUGAUGGGGGUUGCAAGGUUGCCUCAGGUAUUAAUAGCGCUACAGUCUGACACCGAGACAUCUGCGAGAAGCGGCCUUGCAUAUCCCGCAAACACCCCGAUAGCCCUCAUUGAGCGUGCAUCGAUGCCUGACCAGCGAGUUAUUUAUUCUACACUGCGGGACAUUGCUGCUGGAUUGGAGAGCGUUGGUGAACAGCGACCCCCUGGGAUGCUUAUUAUUGGGUGGUCUAUCCUAUCGUUGUGGGGGAAGGGUGAUAUGACCGUACUGGACGACAAUGCCCCAGCUGCUGAUGAAGAGAGGAUUCGCUCAUGGUUGGGGGUUGCCGGGUGGCGAAUUACCGAAGGGAUAGAUGGGGGAUGGAGCAAUCUGUAAUGACGGUAGUGUCCUGGCAUUAUAACAUGUUUCAUUUUCCCGUAUAGCUGCAUACAUUACAGUAGUGAUACCCCUUGAUACCCUCAGACCAAAAAAUUGUCAUUAACAAU